Malania oleifera is the source of this 408-nucleotide messenger RNA. Its product is annotated as serine/threonine-protein phosphatase 7 long form homolog. Bases 1 to 408 code for a protein of 135 amino acids. The transcript has a single exon. NCBI's taxonomy places the organism in Eukaryota, Viridiplantae, Streptophyta, Magnoliopsida, Santalales, Ximeniaceae. The record is from RefSeq and is a predicted model, not a curated record.
AUGGGAGGGGGCGCUGAUCAGGGGGGAGCAUUGUGCCACAUGUGCAAGAGAUUGUUAGGAGUGGUGCCUGCUGAGGGCGAGAUAGUUGGUGCCUGCAUCCACAUGCAAUUUCUUAAGAGCAAGAUGUUUUUCCAGCUCCCAAUAGCUGCAGAUGGUCAUACAGUAGCGUGCCACGCAUAUGCCCACUUGCUGCAUUUGAUAUGUGGGACGCUAUUCUGUGACCUCUCAGGGAGUUAUGCGCACUUAAUGUUCCUUCCACUCUUUAUGGAGCAAGCAGAGAUACGCCAGUACAGUUGGGGGUCCACAACAUUAGCGUGGUUUUACCGAGAGAUGUGCCACACUGUUGACGUGUCCCACUCGUUGAUUAGAGGAGCACUCUACCUAUUACAAAUUUGGGCAUGGGAGUGA